Molecule: messenger RNA, 705 nt
Organism: Tachyglossus aculeatus (Australian echidna)
Lineage: Eukaryota; Metazoa; Chordata; Mammalia; Monotremata; Tachyglossidae
Product: olfactory receptor class A-like protein 1
Exons: 2
Coding region: 1-705 (234 amino acids)
Biological process (GO): G protein-coupled receptor signaling pathway
Cellular component (GO): membrane
Molecular function (GO): pheromone receptor activity
Source: RefSeq, a predicted model, not a curated record
AUGGAUGGCAUUUCCAUGUCCUUCAGGACUGUGAUGCUGUUUCAGAUCACCAACGGGACCUUUGUGAAUGUACUCCUGGUGUUUUAUAUGCACACGGUAUUCGUCAGCUCCAUGUUCAACACCUUGGAUAUGAUUUUCAGCCACCUGAAGUUGGCUAACACCAUGAUUCUUCUCACUCUUGGAAUCCCGGAGACCCUACCGUCACCAUCAACCCCGAAACCCCCCCCACCGGCCCGGAUCAAAGCCAGGUUACCCAGCGGUGUCAUCCUCUCCUUCCCCCUGUCCUGGGGCCUUAAUCUGCUCGUAGAUUUAAGUAUGUCAAUGUACAUGCCAGGCCCCAAGAACAGCAGCAGUGUUAAACUCGUGCUGGACCUCAAAUAUUGCAUAAAAGUCAGUGUCAGCGCAAAAGCCACACUGCUCAUCACCAUCUUAUUCUCCCUCCACGACUUGUUCUUCAUGUGGCUCAUGAGCGCGGCCAGUGGCUACUUGGUGUUCGUCCUGUACAGACAACACCGGGGGGUCCGGCACUUCCAUGGUCCCAGAUGUUCCCCUGGGGCGAUGGCCGAGGUCAUGGCAGCCAAGAGGGUGAUGGCCCUGGUCACCUUCUAUGUCCUCCUCUACGGGUGGCAGUCCAUCAUGCUGAGAGUUAUACUCAACAUAAAAGAUAAAUCUCCUCUGCUGGUGAACUGCCAAAUGGUGUUAUAG